CUUUAUUUAUUUAUUUAUUUAUUUAUUUAUUUAUUUUUGGGGGGGGGGGGUCUGAAUUUGAGCGAUUCAUAGUACUUGUGAAGUCACAUGUACAAUACAUUUAAAGGCAUUAUAAGCAAUAGAUACUACUGCUUAUAAAAUUCAUACAGAGCUUGUUAGCAGUAUUAUAAAUGCUGAUUGAAUAAUUUAAAAGUGCAACAUAAUAAUUAGAAAUGUAUCCGUAUUAUUUAUUUAUUUAUUUAUUGCUACUAGUGCUACAUUUUGUAUAGUUUGGUGACUCCAAACAUAAUAUUCUUCUGUAUAAAGUACAUAUCAAAAUAAUUAUUGAUAAUAAAUCAAAUUGGAAGGAAUAUGUGAUUUAUUUUGAAAGACAAAUAAAAAAAUAAUUUAAUAAAAGAAAUUGGAAUUGGAGCAACAGCACAGUCAUGUCAGAGAACGUGGUAGAUUCUUCCCCUUUACAUCAAAGUAUAUUGGGGGUAGCAAAAAAAAAUCCAUUAUCCUUGCCUGAAAAUCUAAUUCCAGGGACCCCAAUUGAUGCCUUGACUCAACCUGCAGACAUUUUAGCAGACGGUCAAAUGGAUAAAUCAUCCUUGCCUGUAAUACGGAAAAAGAAAAGUCUUUCCAUUGAGGAGAAAGUGGAUAUUAUUAGUGCUGUGGAAAGCGGGAGGAAGAAAACUGAGGUUGCUGCAGAAUAUGGAAUAAAGAAAAAUUCUCUGUCCUCCAUAAUAAAAAAUAAGGAAAAGAUCUUGGAUGCCUAUGAAUCUUUCCGGUUUGAUCCCAGCCGAAAGCGGCUAAGGACAGCUACUUACACAGAUCUCGAAGAGGCCUUAAUGCGAUGGUACAAGAUUUCACGUUGCCUGAGUGUACCAGUCAACGGACCUAUGUUACGUGUAAAAGCAAACGAUUUUGCACAGAGGUUGGGAUACAAGGACUUCAAGUGCAGCAAUGGCUGGCUGGACCGUUUCAAGUCUAGGUAUGGCCUAGUGUUCCGUUCUCAGUCUGUGGAGGCUCCAUCUGCUCCUGUGGAUAAAUCAACUGUUUGGUACCAAACUGUGCUUCCAUAUUAUUUAAAUGAGUAUCAGCCUAAAAAUGUGUUUAGUGUUGCAGAGACAGGGUUGCUUUAUCAGAUGUUGCCUACCAAUACUUUUGCCUUCAGGGGGGAAACCUGCUCGUUCGGGAAGCAAAGUAGGAAAAUAAUAACUGUGAUGGUUGGUGCCAAUGUGGAUGGCACAGAAAAGCUUCCGUUACUGGUGAUUGGCAAAAACGCUAACCCGUGCUCCUUCAAAAGUGUCAAGUCGCUGCCCGUGGAUUACGAGUCCAAUAGCAAGGCAGGCUUGACCCCAGAGGUGUUUGAAAAAUGGGUCCGCAAAAUCGAUGAAAGGUUUCAGGCUCAGCAACGCCGGGUUGCUCUGUUUGUCUGCCAGAGCCCAGCCCAUCCUGAGCUGAAAAACUUGAAGGCCAUUGAGCUCUUGUAUUUGCCUUCUACUGCCAUGCCAAAUGAGCACCCAAUGAAGCAGGGGAUUAUCAAAAGUCUUAAAGUUAAAUACAGACACCAGCUAAUAAAGAGGUUUGUUGAGUGUGUUGAGAAGAGCAAGGAGUAUACGUUGUCUCUGCUGGACACGGUCGAUAUGCUGCACCUGUGUUGGAGGAACGUUACACGGGAGACUGUGACAUUCAGCUAUAAAAUGGCCAGAUUCAAACUGCAAAACCACACAGCAGGCGUGGAGGAUGUCGGCAUUGAGGAGGAAAACAGGCAUGAUCUCAUUGAGCAGGCCCGUGCUGUGGGGGUGGAGUUUCUUGAGGGUUUGUCUUUGGAUCAGUAUACAGAACUGGAUGAGGACUUGAUGGCAUUAGACUCGCCAAUACUUAGCAUGGACGACCCAGGCGGGAGUCAGGGGACAUCUGAAGAAGCGCUGUCUUUGGGAAACAGUGAAGAUGACGAUGAGGAUGAGUAUCUGGGGUCUGAGAUGAUCACUCCCUCCAAGACUGAAACUUUGGCCGCCUUGGCGAUCGUGAAGAGGUUUCUCAGGGGCCAUGAGGUUAACCAUGGUCUCCACAAUUCCAUGGCUGACAUAGAUAAUUUCAUUCAGAGUGAUCCUUCCAAUUGAACGUAACUUGCUUACCUUACAGAGAAAAUGCUUUAGCAGAUUUGUAAAUCCACACAUCCUAAAACAGAAACCAGGGGAAGAUUAUAAUAAACUGACAUUGUUUUAGUUCAGCCUAAGCAAGUGGAUGCUUGAUUUUGAGGUAAAGUGUUAUUUAUGAUGCCCAUGAAUAUCACUGUGAGAUGUGAGAUUUAUCUCUACAAUCAGUGGAAGGCAUAAUAAGUGGCAUGCAGAUAAAAGCUGUGCAUGAAGUAAUUUUAUUUUUCAAGAAAACAAUGCAUAUUUGUGCUUAAUGUGUGUUUGUUUUUGAUGUUCUGGUAAUGUUAAAAUGUAAUAUAAAGAUGUAGAAAAUAACGUGCCUUAGUACAGUUUUAAUUAACUGCAGUAAUUUACAGUGAAAUAGUGUCCACACUAAUAGAGCUUCCCAAUUGGUCACCUAUAGAAACUGUACUAGUCUGAACCACUUGUUGUAUUGUUAAUACUCACAUA
This is a messenger RNA of Polyodon spathula (Mississippi paddlefish), 2594 nucleotides long. Its product is annotated as tigger transposable element-derived protein 4-like. Gene Ontology annotation, molecular function: DNA binding. The transcript has a single exon. Gene Ontology annotation, cellular component: nucleus. Lineage: Eukaryota; Metazoa; Chordata; Actinopteri; Acipenseriformes; Polyodontidae. The coding region runs from base 426 to 2108 and encodes 560 amino acids. The record is from RefSeq and is a predicted model, not a curated record.